This is a messenger RNA of Jaminaea rosea, 2145 nucleotides long. RefSeq names its product MFS general substrate transporter. The transcript has 5 exons. Gene Ontology annotation, biological process: transmembrane transport. The coding region runs from base 232 to 2007 and encodes 591 amino acids. NCBI's taxonomy places the organism in Eukaryota, Fungi, Basidiomycota, Exobasidiomycetes, Microstromatales. The record is from RefSeq and is a predicted model, not a curated record. Gene Ontology annotation, molecular function: transmembrane transporter activity.
AUCAAUAGGGAACGGAACAGCCGGACCCUUGCCUAGUCUCCGGCGCAGACGACUUCCCUGUUCCUCUUUUUCUGCGCAGCCGAUACCUCCUGACGGUCUCGCCCCUCAAUACACACACUCAACCUUAGCCGGGACCCCGUGGAGCCUCCUUUUGUUUUCUUCUUCUACCCCAUCGCUCCCUACCCCUUUCCCCCUCUCCCUCCCUUCUCUUCGACUCUCCCCACCGCCACCAUGGUCCUCAAGCAAACGAGUAUCCACACUUCCUUCUUCCCCUCGUCCAAGACGGCCACGCAGGACGCCACCACCGACCCUUCAGGCAAUGUCGACGUGGCAGGCCCUGCCGCUGAAGGAGAGGAGACACCUCGCGACCCAAGUGCCGACGGCGUCAAGCGCAGCGGCAGCCUCAAGGGCGGCGAGCAGGGCAAUGUCAUCCUCGUCGACUGGGAUGGACCGGAUGACCCGCUCAACCCGCUCAACUGGUCAAGCGCCAAGAAGAGCACCAUCACCUUCCUCCUCUCCAUCAUGUGUCUGUUCAUCGGUCUGGCGACCGCGGGCUUCUCGAGCGGUCUCACCGACAUGGUUGAUGAGCUGAAUUCGUCUGCCGAAGUCGGAAGAGUUGGAUUCCUCGUCUUCAACGGCGCCUUUGCUUUCGUCCCACUCAUCCUCGGCCCUCUCUCCGAGUUCGUAGGAAGCCGCAUCGUCUACCUCGUAUCACUCUUCUUCUUUGUCAUCUGGUUCAUUGGCAUCGCGCUGGCGCCCAACAUCGCCUCAGUGCUCGUAUUCCGCUUCCUGUCAGGAUGCUCUGGAGCUGCAGGAGUUACCAUCAUCCCAGGCACACUCGCCAACAUGUACCAGACAAAGGACAGGGCUAUUCCCGUAGCUUGCUUCUCGCUUGUCGCCGUUCUGGGUACGGUCGCCGCCCCGCUCUACUGCGGAUUCAUCGAUGCGGCCCUCGGCUGGCGCUGGAUCGAGUGGGUGCAACUCAUUGCCAACGGAAUCGUCUUCAUCCUUCUCGUCAUCUUCCUCCGUGAGAACCGUGGAUCUGUCCUCCUCACCAACCGUGCCAAGAAGCUGCGCAAGGAGACGGGAGACGACAGAUACCGCAGCGCUGCCGAGCUUGAGACGCCGAGCCUCAAGGCCCUCCUCUACGCGUCCACGGUCAAGGCGGCUGUUCUCCUGAUCAAGGAGCCCGUUGUUCUGGUCUUCUCGCUCUGGUUGGCCUACUGCUGGGCGCUCAUCUUUGCUUCGUUCAGCCUUAUUCCGAUCGUGUAUGGCGAGGGAGGCUUCGGAUGGAGCUCUGGCGUCGUCGGACUGUCCUACAUCGGACCCAUCAUCGGCUGCUUCAUCGCCUUCGGCAUGAGCUUCUACUGGAAGAAGCUCUACGAUGAUGCCCAGCGCAAGAACAACGGCGUCGCUGUCCCCGAGGCUCGCCUUUAUGGUGGUGCCUUUGGUGGUGUCAUUGCGCCCAUUGGUCUGCUCAUCGUCUCAUUCACAUCGUACAACUACCUCUUCUGGUUUGGCCCCCAGGUCGGUCUCUGCCUCCUUCUCAUUGGUAUCUACCAGAUCUUCGAGUCGGUCCAGGCCUACUUGUCCGACGCCUACGGCUCCAAUGCGGCCUCGGCUAUCGCUGGACAGGGCUUUGUGCGAAAUGCUCUCGCAGCCAGUUUCCCGCUCUUCUCCACUCAGCUCUUCACCAACCUCCACGUAUGGGGCGGUGGGCUCCUUCUCUCCUGCCUCCUCAUCAUCGCCAUCCCUCUCCCAUUCAUCCUCAUCCGCUACGGAGAGCAGAUCCGCUCUCGCUCCCCAUACGCUGCGGGCGAGACUGGCCUUGCCAACGUGCCUGGCGCAGAGCCUUCCGCUGAGACCGAAAAGAAGGGCAGCGAGAACGAUAUUGAGCGCGGGAUGCCCGAGUCGGGCGCCCAGACCAGGGUACAGACGCCUGAGCCUGCUGUCGUCAAGGACGACGAGGCGAAGCCGGAGGGGCAUGCGCAGGUCAGGACCGAGUGAGCGAAGAGAGAUGUGUAGGAGGACAUAGAGGAGAUAGCAGAGGAUAAUUUGCUGCGGGCCGCUGCAACGGCAUAGACAAUAGACGGGUGCGCAGACGUUAUGCGACCGCGCACCCAUACCAGCAUCACUCAUCAUAGA